Messenger RNA from Choloepus didactylus (southern two-toed sloth), 4890 nucleotides. It is a transcript of the gene NNT, whose product is annotated as nicotinamide nucleotide transhydrogenase. Gene Ontology annotation, cellular component: mitochondrial inner membrane. The transcript has 21 exons. The record is from RefSeq and is a predicted model, not a curated record. Gene Ontology annotation, molecular function: NADP binding; NAD binding. Lineage: Eukaryota; Metazoa; Chordata; Mammalia; Pilosa; Megalonychidae. Gene Ontology annotation, biological process: NADPH regeneration; proton transmembrane transport. The coding region runs from base 1 to 3261 and encodes 1086 amino acids.
AUGGCAAAUCUACUGAAAACAGUGUUGACUGGCUGUUCAUGCCCUUUAUUUAGCAAUUUGGGGUCCUGUAAGGUUCUACCUGGGAAGAAGGAUUUUUUACGGACAUUUCACACUCAUCAGGCACUGUGGUGUAAAGCCCCUGUAAAACCAGGAACUCCGUAUAAGCAAUUGACUGUUGGAGUCCCCAAGGAGAUUUUCCAAAAUGAGAAGCGAGUGGCAUUGUCUCCGGCUGGAGUUCAGUCCUUGGUCAAGCAGGGUUUUAAUGUUAUCGUGGAGUCAGGUGCUGGUGAAGCUUCCAAGUUCUCAGAUGAUCACUAUAGAGCAGCAGGUGCUCAAAUCCAAGGGACGAAGGAAGUGCUGGCUUCUGAUUUGGUGGUCAAGGUGCGGGCUCCCAUGGUUAAUCCAACAUUAGGUGUUCAUGAAGCUGACCUUUUAAAGGCAUCGGGAACACUGAUUAGUUUUAUAUACCCAGCCCAAAAUCCAGACUUGUUAAAUAAACUUUCUAAAAGAAAAACUACAGUUUUGGCAAUGGACCAGGUUCCAAGAGUCACAAUUGCUCAGGGAUAUGAUGCCCUAAGCUCCAUGGCCAACAUUGCUGGUUAUAAGGCUGUUGUACUAGCAGCAAAUCAUUUUGGACGGUUUUUCACUGGUCAGAUCACAGCUGCUGGAAAAGUACCUCCAGCUAAGGUUCUGAUAGUUGGUGGUGGAGUUGCUGGGCUUGCUUCUGCAGGUGCAGCAAAGUCAAUGGGUGCAAUUGUUCGAGGAUUUGAUACAAGAGCUGCAGCUUUGGAGCAGUUCAAGUCCCUUGGGGCUGAACCUUUGGAGGUGGACUUGAAAGAAUCUGGUGAGGGACAAGGAGGAUAUGCAAAAGAGAUGUCCAAAGAGUUCAUUGAAGCAGAAAUGAAACUCUUUGCUCAACAGUGCAAGGACGUAGACAUCCUUAUCAGCACAGCACUCAUUCCAGGUAAAAAAGCUCCAGUUUUAUUUAGUAAACAAAUGAUUGAGUCAAUGAAGGAAGGUUCAGUUGUUGUGGAUUUAGCUGCUGAGGCUGGCGGAAACUUUGAAACCACUAAGCCAGGCGAACUUUAUGUUCAUAAGGGAAUUACUCACAUAGGCUACACAGACCUUCCCAGCCGAAUGGCCACCCAGGCCAGCACUCUGUAUUCCAACAACAUCACCAAACUCCUCAAGGCCAUCAGCCCUGACAAAGAUCAUUUCUAUUUUGAAGUGAAAGAUGACUUUGACUUCGGUACAAUGGGACAUGUCAUUAGAGGAACUGUGGUGAUGAAGGAUGGUGAAGUGAUUUUCCCAGCUCCUACACCGAAAAAUAUUCCUCAAGGUGCCCCUGUAAAACAGAAGACAGUGGCUGAGCUGGAAGCUGAAAAAGCUGCUACUAUUACACCCUACAGGAAAACAAUGACAACAGCUUCUGCAUACACAGCAGGUCUCACUAGUAUGCUGGGAUUGGGCCUCGUGUCUCCCAAUUCAGCCUUUUCUCAGAUGGUGACCACGUUUGGCUUGGCCGGCAUUGUGGGUUACCAUACCGUUUGGGGAGUGACCCCAGCUCUCCACUCACCACUGAUGUCUGUGACUAAUGCAAUCUCAGGGUUGACUGCAGUUGGUGGGUUGGUACUGAUGGGAGGACAUUUCUAUCCUUCCACAACUUCUCAGGGCCUUGCUGCUCUUGCUGCAUUCAUAUCUUCAGUCAACAUUGCAGGUGGCUUUCUAGUGACUCAGAGAAUGCUGGACAUGUUCAAGCGUCCUACUGAUCCCCCAGAAUACAAUUACCUGUAUCUGCUCCCUGCUGGCACCUUUGUUGGAGGAUAUUUAGCUGCCCUUUAUAGUGGUUAUAACAUUGAACAAAUCAUGUACCUGGCCUCAGGUUUGUGUUGCGUUGGUGCGCUGGCCGGCCUCUCCACCCAGGGAACAGCCCGUCUUGGCAAUGCGUUGGGCAUGAUUGGGGUUGCUGGAGGCCUGGCAGCUACCCUUGGAGGUCUAAAACCCAGCCCAGAAUUGUUAGCUCAAAUGUCUGGAGCAAUGGCUUUGGGUGGCACGAUUGGCUUGACAAUUGCCAAGCGCAUCCAGAUUUCUGAUUUACCUCAGUUAGUUGCUGCUUUCCAUAGUUUGGUGGGUUUGGCAGCUGUGCUUACUUGCAUAGCUGAGUACAUUGUAGAAUAUCCACAUUUUGCUAUGGAUGCAGCAGCAAAUCUCACCAAGAUCGUGGCUUAUCUCGGUACUUACAUCGGUGGUGUUACCUUUAGUGGGUCUCUUGUUGCCUAUGGAAAAUUGCAGGGUAUUCUGAAAUCCGCUCCUCUCCUGCUCCCUGGAAGGCAUUUCCUCAAUGCAGGCUUGCUGGCUGGUAGUGUGGGCGGAAUAAUCCCAUUCAUGAUGGACCCAAGCUUUACCACAGGCAUUACCUGUCUGGGGUCUGUGUCAGCUCUCUCUGCUGUCAUGGGUGUGACUUUAACGGCUGCUAUUGGGGGUGCUGACAUGCCCGUGGUGAUCACAGUGCUGAACAGCUACUCCGGCUGGGCGUUAUGUGCAGAGGGCUUCCUGCUCAAUAACAACCUGCUGACCAUCGUCGGCGCGCUCAUUGGCUCCUCUGGUGCUAUCCUGUCCUACAUCAUGUGUGUGGCAAUGAAUCGUUCCCUGGCUAAUGUGAUUCUUGGAGGCUAUGGCACCACUUCAACAGCUGGUGGGAAACCCAUGGAAAUUUCUGGCACACAUACAGAAAUCAACCUUGACAAUGCAAUUGACAUGAUUCGAGAAGCUAAUAAUAUUAUUAUUACUCCAGGCUAUGGUCUCUGUGCAGCCAAAGCUCAGUACCCCAUUGCUGAUUUGGUUAAGAUGCUCAAUGAACAAGGCAAAAAAGUCAGGUUUGGAAUUCACCCAGUUGCCGGCCGGAUGCCUGGUCAGCUUAAUGUGCUGCUGGCUGAGGCUGGGGUGCCAUAUGAUAUUGUGUUGGAAAUGGAUGAGAUCAAUCAUGAUUUCCCAGACACUGAUUUGGUCCUUGUAAUUGGAGCUAAUGAUACUGUUAAUUCAGCAGCUCAAGAAGACCCCAACUCUAUUAUUGCAGGCAUGCCAGUCCUUGAGGUCUGGAAAUCAAAGCAGGUCAUUGUUAUGAAGAGGACUUUGGGUGUUGGCUAUGCUGCAGUGGACAAUCCCAUCUUCUACAAACCCAACACUGCCAUGCUUCUAGGCGAUGCCAAGAAGACAUGUGACGCGCUGCAGGCGAAAGUUAGAGAAUCCUAUCAGAAGUAAAUAUUAAAGAGCAAGCUGUUAUCUAACAAUGCCUCCUCUUCAGUUGUGUGAACAGGCAAACUAUUCAAUAUCCAUGCUGUAUACAUUUGUACUAAAGCUCUUGGAAGAAAAGGAAGACUUUGAAGAAAGCCAAACAAAUACAGGGAGAUUUUUCAAUAGAAGUGAUCCCCCAAUUUUAAGAAAGGAUCGAAAAUUCUGAAUAUCUUUUUGAGCAUAAUUUUUUAUGCCAGGAAUCAAAAAUAUUUUAUAAAAGGAGAAAAGAACAGUCUUAUUUUAGAUGUAAUCCAUUUGGGUUUUUUAAUUCUUCCUCAGCAUCCAGCUACUUUUAAAGAAAUUAAGUUUUUAGAAUUUCAGGGCUUGCAACUUGAGUCUGAAAAAUCGGACACAAUUAAACAUUACGUGCACCUGCAUUUGUUUAUGUUUUAUCACCAAAUGUGACUAAUUUUAUCAACUCCUGGCCUGUCCCUUUGCAAUUUCACCAUAGUUUGAAUUAACCAUAUCAAAUUGGUUUCAAUUUUUCAAACUGUACUUCAGAUUCUAGAUUUUGGGAUAAAUUUUAUCAUUUCUAUUUUAAUACAUUAAAAGGCUAAAUAAUCUUUCAGAGAUGCUGGAAACAAAUCACUCUCUUUGUAUGUUACAUUGCCAUACCAAUGAAAUAUAUAAUUGGCAAUCAGUGUUAGUUAUAUUUUAGAAAACUCCAUUUCCAUUAGGAGAUCUUUUUAAUUUCAAUCAAUUUGUGAUGUGCUGUUUCAUUAAUUGCACUUAAAUGGAAUUAAAAUAUUUAAUAAAAUGACUUCAUCAUGUUCACACAGUGAUGUAGCAAUUGUGUCUGGUGACAAAAAGCUGAAAUCAAAUAGCUCUGCCUGUUAUUAAUAUUGGGGAAAACCUGCUAUUAAGAAAUAGAUGAAUUGAUCGGUCUUAACUGUAUAUAAGAAUGGAUUUUUAAAAUGAGAGUACAUCUUGAGGUCUAGUGUAAUUGAUGACAUUUGAGAGAAAUGUCAGCACUUUGAUAGAUACCUCUUUGUAAAGAUCAAGUGUUUUUUUCAGUAGUGGUCUAGAUUUUCUUUGUGAUUUUGCUACUGUGCCAAAAGCUCUAUAGUGGUCGACUGUGUAAUGAAUACUUAGAGUAUCUGUCUCUCUGUAUAAUUAAUUUGGUACUAAUUUUCUCAAAAGAAUUGAACAAUAACAGAUACCAACUAUCGCUAAACCAGAAAAAGAAAUAACUGUUGCAGCAUUUUUUACUGUUAUGCUCAUGUAUGCUGAGUUUUCAGCUCACAGUAUCCACUGGUUUGGUAGUCACUUUUUAUUUUACUAUGCCUGAGAUUAACAUCAGUGUGUAUGUGUGUAUGUGUUUUAAGGUAGGAAAGACUCCUCAUUUUUAAAUGGUAAAUGCAAUUUGCUAAUGGAUCUCAGGUCACUAGUAACUUCAGGUCUUGAGUUUUUUCAUGUACAUUCUAUUGGAACAAAAUAAGUGUUUUUAUUCACAUUCUCUCAAAGUAGUUGUAAGUAUAGCUGGAAGGCAGCAAUUUGAAUUUUGUUGUUUUUUGAUAGCUGCUGCAUUCAAAUUGAACUAAACCUUGGAAUUAAUAGUUUGUUUUUAUCACUUAUAGUAAAUAUUUUUUCUCUGGA